GCUUGACACAAUCAUCAUCUUCAAGACGACCGCAUCAUGAGUGGAGCUGGACGUAAGAGCGGAUAUCGCAAAGGAGUUACCCAAGACGUCCUGUAUGGUGAACCUGUGCCUGAAGCUGGCGAAGUGAUCGUUCAGGUCCAAGCAAUGCGUGGAAGCAACUUGUUCGAGAUUGUGACGAGCGAAGGCGAAACCGGCAUCGCCAUGCUGCCCACCAAGUACCGAAAGCUUAUUUGGAUCCGCCGUGGGGACUUUUUGAUCGUUGCGGCAGCCCAUGGCGCACACAAGGGAGCUGUGAACUACUCGGUGGAGCACAUUUUAUACAAAGACCAGAUCAAGCAGUUGAAGAAGCAGAACUUGUGGCCUGACUCUUUCAACGUGGACGAGGCUGACCUCGAACCAAAGGCGGCGGACGGCGACGCGGCCUCUGCCCUGGGAAAGAUGGCGCUUGGCAGCACGAAGGAAACCUCAGACGAUUUAGAGUGUGACAGCGACCCGAUGCUGUUUGUGAAUCGGAAUCGAGCGGGCGGCCAGUACGUAGAAGAAGACGACAGCGACGACGAAUAAAGCCAUGCUCCAGCGCCGUCCACGGCAUACAUGAGUAGUGUUAGUCGUGGACGACCAACUAAAUCAGUACCAGUUUCGAAAUAUAUUUCAUUGUUAUUACGUGUU
Molecule: messenger RNA, 669 nt
Organism: Aphanomyces astaci
Lineage: Eukaryota; Oomycota; Saprolegniomycetes; Saprolegniales; Verrucalvaceae
Exons: 3
Coding region: 37-564 (175 amino acids)
Biological process (GO): translational initiation
Cellular component (GO): nucleus
Molecular function (GO): translation initiation factor activity; RNA binding
Source: RefSeq, a predicted model, not a curated record